Messenger RNA from Pipistrellus nathusii (Nathusius's pipistrelle), 1104 nucleotides. The record is from the annotation of a GenBank genome assembly. Lineage: Eukaryota; Metazoa; Chordata; Mammalia; Chiroptera; Vespertilionidae.
AUGAGCUCCCCGCCGCCGGCCCGCAGGGGCUUCUACCGCCAGGAGGUGACCAAGACGGACUGGGAGGUGCGCGCCGAGUACCGGGACCUGCAGCCCGUGGGCUCGGGCGCCUACGGGGCCGUGUGCUCGGCCGUGGACAGCCGGACGGGCGCCAGGGUGGCCAUCAAGAAGCUGUACCGGCCCUUCCAGUCGGAGCUGUACGCCAAGCGCGCCUACCGCGAGCUGCGCCUCCUCAAGCACAUGCACCACGAGAACGUGAUCGGGCUGCUGGACGUGUUCACGCCAGAUGAGAGCCUGGAUGACUUCACAGACUUCUACCUGGUGAUGCCGUUCAUGGGCACGGACCUGGGGAAGCUCAUGAAGCACGAGACGCUGAGCGAGGACCGCAUCCAGUUCCUCGUCUACCAGAUGCUGAAGGGGCUGAAGUACAUCCACGCGGCCGGCAUCAUUCACAGGGACCUGAAGCCCGGCAACCUGGCUGUGAACGAGGACUGUGAGCUGAAGAUCUUGGACUUCGGGCUGGCCAGGCAGGCGGACAGCGAGAUGACGGGGUACGUGGUGACUCGGUGGUACCGGGCGCCUGAGGUCAUCUUGAAUUGGAUGCACUACACACAGACAGUGGACAUCUGGUCUGUGGGCUGCAUCAUGGCCGAGAUGAUCACGGGGAAGACGCUGUUCAAGGGCAAUGACCACCUGGACCAGCUGAAGGAGAUCUUGAAGGUCACGGGCACGCCACCCGAUGAGUUUGUGCAGAGGCUGCAGAGCGCGGACGCCAAGAACUACAUGAAGGGCCUCCCUGAGCUGGAAAAGAAGGAUUUUGCUUCCAUUCUGACCAACGCCAGCCCUCUGGCGGUGAACCUGCUGGAGAAGAUGCUGGUGCUGGACGCGGAGCAGCGGGUGACGGCGGCCGAGGCGCUGACCCACCCCUACUUCGAGUCGCUGCACGAGGCCGAGGACGAGCCCCGGGCCCAGAAGUACGACGAGUCCUUCGACGACGUGGACCGCACGCUGGACGAGUGGAGGCGUGACACGUACAAAGAGGUGCUCAGCUUCAGGCCUCCCCGGCAGCUGGCGGCCAAGUUCUCCAAGGAGACAUCCCUGUGA